Messenger RNA from Durotheca rogersii, 1280 nucleotides. RefSeq names its product mitochondrial carrier domain-containing protein. Gene Ontology annotation, molecular function: transmembrane transporter activity. Gene Ontology annotation, biological process: transport. The coding region runs from base 181 to 1224 and encodes 347 amino acids. The record is from RefSeq and is a predicted model, not a curated record. The transcript is spliced from 5 exons. Lineage: Eukaryota; Fungi; Ascomycota; Sordariomycetes; Xylariales; Xylariaceae.
AUCGGCGUCUCCUCCCAAGAAUCCCGUCGAGUCCUCUCAGUUCGGGAUAUUGAUGGCAUAUCUCUCGCUGGCGGCUGACGCUAUUGUAUCGCGACCACGCCGAUGACUCUGGCCCUCGUUGCGAGGCCAUUGUCUGAAGCUUCCUCCGCAAUACGGCUUCUGCUGCCAGCGAACUGAGCCAUGCCAGCUGAGUCCAAUUUCCAAGAUGUCACCAGCUCCACGAUUCGGACUCGGACGAUGUCUCAGAUCAGCGGUGGGAGUGAGAGGCCACGGAGGUGGAUAAAGCGUUACCGGACAGAGACGGCCGCUAGUACUGCUAGUGUUCUGUCUACGGUGACUGCUUUCCCUCUUGACAGUGUCAAGACUCGCAUGCAGACCUAUCCUUAUGCAGGCGCCUUGGAUUGUGUUCGUGUGACAUACAAAUCAGAAGGAAUCAGAGGUUUCUUUCGAGGUGUAACCGCACCCCUAGCCAGCGUCACCCUCGUACGAACUAUAUCCUUCUCGAUCUACCAACGCUCUAAAUACGUUUACUCCGACUGGAUGAAGAAGCACUUCGGCUUCAGUCCACUUGAUCAUGUUAACAGGAACGGUGCCUACCCGACAUUGGGCACGAUUGCUUGCUUUGGGGCCGCCGGAGCCACUGCUGGUUCCGGAAUUACCUUCAUUGCUUGUCCGUUCGAGCUGACGAAGCUGAGCGCUCAAAUAUCGGUUCUCAUGGCGAACCAGAAGAAUGUGGAUCCUAAGAAACAAGAGAUUGCCCUUAGCUAUCACAAUAAGGGGACAUUUAAGACUCUCGCAAACAUUGUCAAGCACAGAGGUUUCGCGGGGAUGUACACUGGACUGAACUUACAUCUCUUGAGAGACACGUUAGGAACGGGAAUCUAUUUCGCGACGUACGAAAGCAGCAAGCAGCUGCUGACAACGUUCAGCGGCAAAGACGCCCAUAAGAACCCCCUCGCUGUACUAGCUGCUGGGGCGCUCUGCGGUAUAGUCUCGUGGGCCAUGAUCUACCCGAUCGAUUCUGUCAAGAGUAUAUACCAGCGUAACGCGCUGAUGUAUUCGAAAGGUCAAAAAGUCCCCGUCCCAAAAAUCAAAUUUUUUAGGCGAGAUAUGUACCGCGGGCUCGGUGUAUCCAUGGGACGCUCCGCAACCGUCAAUGCCGUAUUCUUCUCGGUGUUCGAAUUCCUUAAGAAGCAGAUUAAUUCUCUCGAGGAAUACGACUAGUCUCGAGAUCUCGGCGAUACGAGGCGACGGCGAGCGGGCUGAUAUCCGUGUGCCCU